AUGGGUGCAUCAAGCUUAGGUUCAUCUUUAGCAAAAUGCAUUAAUCUCUCAAAUUUGAAACUCGACCUUCAGGUUAAUUAAAUUGGUGCAAUGGGUGCAUCAGGCUUAGGUUCUGGUUUAGCAAAAUGCAUUAAUCUCUCAAAUUUGACACUUGACCUUUAUAGAAAUUAAAUUGGUGCAAUGGGUGCAUCAAGCUUAGGUUCAUCUUUAGCAAAAUGCAUUAAUCUCUCAAAUUUGACACUUGACCUUGAGGUUAAUUAAAUUGGUGCAAUGGGUGCAUCAGGCUUAGGUUCUGGUUUAGCAAAAUGCAUUAAUCUCUCAAAUUUGACACUUCACCUUGGGUAAAAACAGUUUAUUUGUUUUGGAUUGUGA
Molecule: messenger RNA, 372 nt
Organism: Tetrahymena thermophila SB210
Lineage: Eukaryota; Ciliophora; Oligohymenophorea; Hymenostomatida; Tetrahymenidae
Exons: 4
Source: RefSeq, a predicted model, not a curated record